CUCUCUCAAACACACACCACACAUAUAGGCACAUUGAGUAUUUUGAGCUGAAAUGCUGUCUUGGUCAUGUGUCACAGUGUCAUGUCUAUGUGACCGGCCACAUAUUCCACCUACACGGCUGUUACUUGGUUUUGAACAUCUCUAUAUUUUUCUAUUUUGAGUGUAAAAUUUGAGACAAGGAAUCUUCCCACCCAACCAUUUUCCUUUUAUUGCAUGUGCUCUAUACUCAAUAUUGGGUCUCCAAAAGAGGAGAUGAUUGGAAGAAAAUAAUUUGCUAUAUAUCUCCACACACAAGCACUCUGGUCUGCAACUGAUUUUUCCUUGGGGUUCAUUCUUACAUGCUGUUUUCCAAGUUUCAAGUGAACCCAAGUUUCUAAUUUCUUGAGGCUUUUGUUGCAUGCUUUGGAAAUGGGUCAGUUGUAUAAUAAGAGAAGCUAUGUUGCAUCUGAAGACAAAAAACUGGAGCUGAGGCUUGGUCCUCCAGGAGAAGACCAGUCUCUUCUCUAUCUUAGUUGCAUCAUCAUCAACAACAAUAUUUCUCAUGAACACAAAAGAGUCUGCCAUGAAACUUUUAAAGAGAAAAAAGAAGAGAGAGAGAGCAAGUGGUUGACAAACUCUGCUCCCAGCAGUCAGUGCCAGCAAAACCCUAAGCCUUCCCAUUUUCAGUGUCCAAUGAUUUCCAAACCCUGCAACCCUGGAGUGGCAGAGUUCCACAACUCAGAUAAGAAGGCAUGUUCAGAUCCUGCUAUUGCUUCAGAGUUUACAAAUCCUGCUGCAGCUCAUGGCUCUGAUCAGAAAAGUAAAACCAGAAUUGCACAAGCUGCAGUUGUAGGGUGGCCUCCAGUACGUUCAUCCAGGAAAAAUCUUGCAAGCUGCAAAUCAAGCUUUUCGAAGCCCCUUAAUUCGGAGUCACCAAAUGAAAUUCUGCAGGAGGGGAGCAGUGGAAAAUCUGAUACUAAUUCCAAGCCUCAUAUGUUUGUAAAGAUCAACAUGGAAGGGGUUCCCAUUGGAAGAAAAAUCAACCUCAAAGCCUAUGACAGUUAUGAGAAACUCUCCCUUGCCAUAGAUGAACUCUUCCAUGGUCUUCUUGCAGCUCAAAGGGUUUGUUCUGAUGUGGAAAAAGAAGACAAGAAGGGAGAGACCAAAUCAAUAACUCAUGGCAAUGGGGAAUAUACUCUGCUCUAUGAGGAUCAUGAAGGAGACAGGAUGCUUGUUGGUGAUGUCCCAUGGAACAUGUUUGUAUCCACUGCAAAAAGGCUGCGCGUGCUGAAGAGCUCAGAGCUUUCCACUCUAAAACUUAGCAGCAGUCAACAUGAAAAGACACCACUUGAUACAAUGGAAGUUGGGAAAUGAGGCAGUUACUGAGGGGAGAGAUUUAGUCCCAUAUGAUAUAAUGGCAUGAAGCUCUGCAUAAUUAAGGGGUUCCCCAUUAAGUUUUAUCUUUUUAUUUCUAGUUAAUGGCCUAAUUAAAUCUUGUAUAUUAAGGGUUUUUGAAGAUCACUGUAAUUUGAAUUUGUGUUUUCUGUAUCUCCUUUUUCUUGUUGAAAUAUCAGGUUUAUAGCCUUUUGGGAUUCGUAAAUAUGUUUGUUCAUAAGUCAUGCUAUAACUCUCGAAACCCCCCUCCCCCAAAAAUAACAAUAAACAACAGAAGAAGAUUGCCACUA
Messenger RNA from Prunus dulcis (almond), 1664 nucleotides. RefSeq names its product auxin-responsive protein IAA2-like. Gene Ontology annotation, cellular component: nucleus. Gene Ontology annotation, biological process: regulation of DNA-templated transcription. The record is from RefSeq and is a predicted model, not a curated record. The coding region runs from base 409 to 1353 and encodes 314 amino acids. Gene Ontology annotation, molecular function: protein binding. The transcript is spliced from 5 exons. NCBI's taxonomy places the organism in Eukaryota, Viridiplantae, Streptophyta, Magnoliopsida, Rosales, Rosaceae.